Molecule: messenger RNA, 1137 nt
Organism: Fulvia fulva
Lineage: Eukaryota; Fungi; Ascomycota; Dothideomycetes; Mycosphaerellales; Mycosphaerellaceae
Product: Vegetative incompatibility protein HET-E-1
Exons: 2
Coding region: 1-1137 (378 amino acids)
Source: RefSeq, a predicted model, not a curated record
AUGCGAUUGAUCAACAUCCAUACUCUGGAGUUCAAAGAGUUCUUCGGGAGAACCCGUCCAGGAUACGCUAUACUUUCCCACCGAUGGGGUGAGCGCGAGAUAUCGUAUCAGGACUGGCUGCAAUACAACGGCUAUCAUUCUCGGGAUAGCUCUUCGGAUACUUUCGUCAGUCGAGGGCCUGGGUAUCUCAAGAUCAUCGGCUUCUGUAGAUUGAUUCGGGAGGCAACCAUCCUCUGGCGACCUUUGAAUCCUGAUGACAACCUAAAGCUAAUCGAAUGGGUCUGGGUGGAUACAUGCUGUAUUGGCAAGAAGAGCAGCGCGGAGCUGUCUGAGGCCAUCAACUCAAUGUAUGCCUGGUAUAGGAAUGCUGCGAUCUGCUUCGUGCAUUUGUUUGAUUACAGCCACAUGGGCGAGGCAGACAUGGUAGAGAGCCUUGGUCGAUGCGAGUGGCUUUCCCGUGGGUGGACACUACAAGAGCUUCUUGCACCGCACUAUGUCUGCUUCUACGAUGUUUGGUGGGAACUAUUUGGUGUCAUCAGAAAAUUUGGGUUCGGCGGCUUGAUGAUGGAAGAUUACCUGGGACGCUUACGACGUGCUCCCGUCAACCUUUAUCAGAAUGUGUCGCAAAUUACCGGUAUCUCACAACAUUGGCUUCUAGGAGUGAAUAUGAGCGGUGUCUGCCUUGCAGAAAAGAUGAGCUGGGCAGCCAAGCGGGAAACCACAAGAGUCGAGGAUCAAGCCUACUGUCUGCUAGGAAUUUUCGGUAUCAAUAUGCCACUCCUUUACGGGGAAGGCCACCGAGCUUUCGGCAGACUGCAAAAGGAGAUCAUUGGACGUUCAGGGGAUAGAAGUAUCCUCCUUCAUACUUCAUGGUCAAGACUGCUGGCUGAGUCGAGCCAGCAUUUCGAAUCACAGGCGUGCGUCAUUUCGAUUAAGCAGGCUGGCCAUAUACUUCCAUAUGCUACAACAAACGUUGGGCUUGAGUUUCGAGACGACCUAUAUUACAUUCCCCUUGAUGUGGGGCUCGAGUCGUGGCGCAGGCCCCCUGAUGAACGGAAUUCGCAGCGCCUGUUGAACCUCAACGGCAGGAGAUUGGGAGUUUUACGACACUGGAAGAAGAGAUCGACUGUCGCUUGA